Messenger RNA from Aaosphaeria arxii CBS 175.79, 1686 nucleotides. RefSeq names its product peptidase family M20/M25/M40. Gene Ontology annotation, cellular component: fungal-type vacuole lumen. Lineage: Eukaryota; Fungi; Ascomycota; Dothideomycetes; Pleosporales. The transcript is spliced from 2 exons. Bases 1 to 1686 code for a protein of 561 amino acids. The record is from RefSeq and is a predicted model, not a curated record. Gene Ontology annotation, molecular function: metallocarboxypeptidase activity.
AUGGGCAAAGCUGAAGCUCCCCAGCCGCCGCUGAGUCGCAGGCCCAAUGCGAAUGUUACAGUUAGAAUUCUGUUCUAUACUGCUGUACCUGGCUGGCCAUGGCGAUCUAGAUCAUCAUCGUCAGGGUUUCAAUCAUCCACAACAUGCCCUCAAGCUAGUCCAUUGAUCCCGAGCAUCAGUACCCCUGAGCUUGAACAUAUGGAUGGCUAUCUACAUUCAGAUACCUUCAGGGAGCGAUCAAUUGAAAGGCUGCAGGGAGCUGUCCGCAUCCCGACGGAAAGUUUCGAUGACAUGGGCAAGAUAGGAGAAGAUCCUCGAUGGGACGUUUUCUAUGCAUUCGCGGAUUAUCUGGAAAAUACCUUUCCUCUCGUGCAUGAGACUCUGCAACUCGACAAGGUCAAUACGCAUGGAUUGCUGUUCACGUGGCCUGGUACAGAUGCUGCGCUGAAGCCCACCUUGUUGAUGGCGCAUCAAGAUACUGUACCGGUCGAAAAGAGCACAAUCAACCAGUGGGAGCAUGCGCCGUGGUCGGGCGAUUAUGAUGGCACAUUCAUCUGGGGCCGUGGGAGCAGCGAUUGCAAGAAUCAGCUCGUGGGCAUCCUUGAAGCUGUUGAAACUCUGAUUGAGGCCAACUAUCAGCCCCGCCGCACCCUUCUUCUCUCCUUUGGAUUUGAUGAGGAGAUUAGCGGAAGGGAAGGCGCUCAGAGUCUUGCCCAGUACCUCUAUAAGAAAUUUGGUCAUCAUAGUGCUGCGAUCAUCGUGGAUGAAGGCGCAACAAUGGCGGAGGCGUGGGGAAGAGAUUUCGCCAUGCCUGGUGUCGCUGAGAAGGGUUACGUUGAUGUUGAUAUUGUCGUCCGUAUGCCAGGUGGACAUUCAAGUAUACCACCAGAGCAUAAUGGUAUCGGAGUCGCCAGCCAGCUGGUUACCCUAAUCGAGGCCAAUGCGUACCAACCCAGCCUUGACGACCAGAACCCGUACCUCGAGCUGCUCAAGUGUGGUGCAGAGUACGCCCCGACUUUCCCACAGAAGCUGAAGCAUCUCCUGCGCAAGCGAUCUUCGAAUAAGAAGACAAAGGGCAAGGAUGAAUUGGCCAUCGAAGCUUCCAAGGCCGGUCUUGCAGUCAAGUAUCUCAUGACAACGAGUGUUGCUGUCGAUAUCAUCCACGGCGGUGUAAAGAACAAUGCGCUCCCCGAGAGGACUCAGAUCACAGUAAAUCAUCGUGUCAAUGUGGGAUCCAGCACCGACAACGUUCUCCGACAUAUUACAUCGCUAGCCGGGCAAAUCGCAACCAAGCACAACCUGACACUCAACGCAUUCAAUGGCACGGAAUCUCCGUCGUCAAUUACACUCUCACACCGAGCUACUUUACUCGAGCCUGCGCCUGUUACACCCACCAAGAUUGAUGGUAAAAAGUCGACGCCAUACUCAAUUCUUGCUGGAACUACUCGAGCGCUGUAUGGAGAAGAGCUCUUAGUUGCACCGGGCAUUAUGACCGGAAAUACCGACACUAGAUAUUACUGGAAUCUGAGUGAGCAUAUUUUUCGGUACGGACCCGGUUGGGACAGGGACCAGGACGGUAUGGGAAGCAUUCACACUGUGAACGAGAGGAUUGGGGUUAGGGCGCAUUUGGAUACGGUUAGAUGGAUGGUUGGAUUUGUGAGGAAUAUGGAUGAAGCGGAUAUUUGA